AUGGAGGAGCAGAUGGGUGAGGGUGCGCGGUCUAUUCUGGACUUGCCGUCGGAUGUGCUGCUGCGCGUGCUGAACGAGGUGGACCUCUUCCAGCAGGGUGCUGCCAUACUCACUUGCCGCAAGUUCAAGGAGCUUCUCUACGCCAACACGCUGCGCACGACUCUCGACCUCUCCAUCGCCCCCGACCUGGACAUUACCUACUGCUUUCGCCUCACCCGGGCUUCGUUAGCUCAGAUCAAGACCAAGGCCGCAACUCUGCGCCGCUUGGCGAUCGGGUGGAACACCCGGCUGGACUCGUCGGUCUUGACCGAAAUCCUCUGUGGCCUUCCCGAUCCGACCAAGACGUUCUUCUUCUCCGCUGUCCAGGAGAAGUCCGGCUGUCCCCGGCUUGAACGGCUGGACCUCAGGGGCUGCUGGAACCUGGAGGACACGGAGGCCAUCUCGCUCUGCUGUCCCGCGUUGACCCACGCCAACUUUGACUACUGCCCCUUCACCGAGGUCGCGCUCGCCAAUUUUGUGAACUCGCAGGGAGCCAAGCUCAAAGAGCUCUCCAUCUGGUGGACCGACAAUGCCGAGCGCCCGCCCGGCUGCACCCUGCCUCCGCGCUACAGCAAGAUCAACUUCCCGCCGCACGUCAAGGUCUACUCGGAGCACUCUCCGCCCACCACCUUCGCCUUCGAGUACGACGUGCCUUUCCCGCAACAAAUCGAGGCGGCCACGGAGCAGGCGCAGGCCGAGGACAAGCGCAUCCUGCUCCACGUGGCGCUGGAGCGCGGCCUGCCCGGCGGCGACACCUUCACGCGGCGGCUGCACAACUUUUUCACCACCAACAGGGAGAUAGCACGGAGCCUCAACGAAAGCUAUGUGUACUUGAUCGUGGACAACUGUGUCGCCGAGCAGCAUCUCCGUGGCCUGGGUAUAUCUCGAGCGUUGACCGAAUACCCGACGCUCAUCAUUCUGGACAAGGAGGCCAACGCGCUGGUGGCCAAAGGGACCGGCGACCUCGAGGAGAACUGCCCCUCGGGCUGUUGCUACAACGCGCAGAAGAUCUUCCACUUUUUGCGGAAGUGGAAGCCCGGUGCGCUGUUGCCACCGGCCAGCACGCUGCCCGACCUGAAGGAGGUCACUUCGCAGGCGCCGAUCAAUCCGCUCUACAGCUUCAAUCCGUUUGGCGGUAUCACGUCCGUCAUGCCCGCGCAAAACAACGAUGACUACUGA
Molecule: messenger RNA, 1218 nt
Organism: Acanthamoeba castellanii str. Neff
Lineage: Eukaryota; Discosea; Longamoebia; Acanthamoebidae
Product: Fbox domain containing protein
Exons: 11
Coding region: 1-1218 (405 amino acids)
Molecular function (GO): protein binding
Source: RefSeq, a predicted model, not a curated record